Messenger RNA from Rhinopithecus roxellana (golden snub-nosed monkey), 2198 nucleotides. RefSeq names its product zinc finger protein 852 (gene ZNF852). NCBI's taxonomy places the organism in Eukaryota, Metazoa, Chordata, Mammalia, Primates, Cercopithecidae. The record is from RefSeq and is a predicted model, not a curated record. Gene Ontology annotation, biological process: negative regulation of transcription by RNA polymerase II. Gene Ontology annotation, molecular function: RNA polymerase II cis-regulatory region sequence-specific DNA binding; DNA-binding transcription repressor activity, RNA polymerase II-specific. The coding region runs from base 163 to 1755 and encodes 530 amino acids. The transcript is spliced from 4 exons.
GCAACUGGGGCAGUCGGGAGGUAGGCGCGGGGCAGUCGGCUGAGGUGGCUGCGGUAGGAUGAUUGUCUGUCGGCGGCGGGAGUAGCUCAAUGUGCUUCUCCAGUUCCUACCCUUACUCAGGUGGUGAAUUCAGGAGACCAGGCAGGGGCAACUGUACUUCGGAUGGUCAGGCCCCAGGAUACUGUAGCGUAUGAGGACCUGUGUGUGGACUAUACUCAGAAGAAAUGGAAAGGUCCCGCACUCAGUCAGAGAGCCCUGCAGUGGAACAUGAUGCCGGGAAAUGACCAUAGCAUGGCCUCCUUGGGUAGGAACAUGAUGGAGAGUUCGGAGUUGAUUCCGAAGCAGGAAAUUUUUAAAGGAUCAGAGUCAUCUAAUAGCACAUCAGGGGGACUCUUUGGGGUGGUUCCUGGGGGAGCAGAGAUUGGAGAUGUUUGUGAAGAUACCUUCAAAGACUUAGAAGGACAUACCACAAAUGAAGAAGGGAGCAGACUAGAAAGUGAUUUCUUGGAAAUAACAGAUGAAGAUAAGAAAAAAUGCACAAAAGACAGAUAUGAGGAAUAUAAGGAAGUUGGGGAACAUCCACAUCUGUCUUCCAGUCCUGCUGAACAUGAAGGAGUUUUAAAGGGACAGAAAUCCUAUCGAUGUGAUGAAUGUGGCAAAGCUUUUUAUUGGAGUUCUCACCUUAUUGGCCAUCAGAGAAUCCACACUGGAGAGAAACCCUAUGAGUGUAAUGAGUGUGGGAAGACCUUCAGGCAAACCUCCCAGCUCAUUGUUCAUCUCAGAACCCACACAGGGGAAAAACCCUAUGAAUGCAGUGAGUGUGGAAAGGCGUACAGGCACAGCUCCCAUCUCAUUCAACAUCAGAGACUCCAUAAUGGGGAGAAACCCUAUAAAUGUAAUGAAUGUACAAAAGCUUUUAAUCAGAGCUGCAAACUCUUCGACCACCAGAGAACCCAUACUGGGGAGAAACCUUAUGAAUGUAAGGAGUGUGGGGCAGCCUUUAGUCGCAGUAAAAAUCUUGUUCGACAUCAGGUUCUGCACACUGGUAAGAAACCUUAUAAGUGUGAUGAAUGUGGGAGAGCUUUCUGUUCCAAUAGAAAUCUCAUUGACCAUCAGAGAACCCACACUGGAGAGAAGCCUUAUGAGUGUAGUGAAUGUGGUAAAGCCUUUAGUCGGAGUAAAUGUCUUAUUCGACAUCAGAGCCUCCACACUGGGGAAAAGCCAUACAAAUGUAGUGAAUGUGGGAAAGCCUUCAAUCAGAUCUCUCAACUUGUUGAGCAUGAGCGAAUUCAUACUGGAGAAAAACCAUUUAAAUGUAGCGAGUGUGGUAAGGCAUUCAGUCUGAGUAAAUGUCUUAUUCGGCACCAGAGACUUCACACAGGUGAGAAGCCCUAUAAAUGCAAUGAGUGUGGAAAAUCCUUCAGUCAAAACUCAUACCUCAUUAUACACCAGAGAGUUCACACUGGUGAGAAACCCUAUGAAUGUCAUGAGUGUGGGAAGGCCUUCAGUUAUAAUUCUAGUCUUAUGGUACAUCAGAGAACCCAUACUGGGGAAAAACCCUAUAAAUGCAAUGAUUGUGGGAAAGCUUUUAGUGACAGCUCACAGCUUAUUGUGCACCAGAGAGUCCACACUGGAGAGAAACCUUAUGAAUGUAGUCAAUGUGGGAAAGCCUUUAGUCAGCGUUCCACUUUUAAUCACCACCAGCGAACUCACACUGGAGAGAAGCCCUCAGGUCUGUCUUGGUCAUCAUCUUAAGGCAUGGUUCUCUGAGACAGAGAGCAAAGACCUUUGAGUUAAGCUUUCUUUAUAAGAAGGAUGUUGAUCAUGGUCUCCUUGGAGACCACUAAUCACAGUGGUGACCAUACCCUACUUGCUUUUGCUUCGGUCACUAAGGUGGGAGAGUAGGUGCAAGUUAGUCUGAUCCUUACUUAGGAAAUUAGGGAUUACAUCUGUCAUUAACUUGUAGGUUUCCUUCUUUCUCUUAAAAAACUAUUUUAAAAAAUCUGUCUUAUUAGUAUACAUUCCAUAAUCAGAUUCUGCAUUUGAAGAACAGCAGUUGUAUUAUCUUUAUUCUAUUGCAGUUCCUCCACUGGACCAUUUACGUAAAGUCACUUUUAAAGUCAUUCUACAACAUUGUUCUUCCCUGCUCCUUGGCUAUCUCCUUCCACAGCUAUUUUUAAAAUUUGUACUGUAAGCUA